Messenger RNA from Gadus chalcogrammus (walleye pollock), 2732 nucleotides. RefSeq names its product FAD-dependent oxidoreductase domain containing 2 (gene foxred2). Lineage: Eukaryota; Metazoa; Chordata; Actinopteri; Gadiformes; Gadidae. Gene Ontology annotation, molecular function: monooxygenase activity; flavin adenine dinucleotide binding. Bases 129 to 2258 code for a protein of 709 amino acids. The transcript has 10 exons. The record is from RefSeq and is a predicted model, not a curated record.
UCAUGUUAUGAAAUCCAACAUACUCAACAUGUAGCCUUGCUGGCAGAUCUCCUACAGCCCGAUGUCGACUGCCGCCAGACGUCUUCCGACGGGAUAGUGCGUCAGGAAGGAGGUCUAAAGUAAAGGUUAUGGAUCGCUUCCCGGCCGCCCUCCUCCUCUUCCUCGUCCUCCUCUUGUCUGCGGUAAUCGGCCUGGUCCGGGCUGUGAUCGAUCAGCCUGAUCAAUAUGACUACUGCGUGCUGGGGGCGGGCCCCGCCGGGAUGCAGGCGGGACAUUUCCUCGCCAAAGCCAACAGGAACUACGUCAUCCUAGAGCGGAACUCGGGCCCUGGGAGUUUCUUCAACAUCUACCCAAGACACCGGAAGCUGAUCAGCAUCAACAAGAUCUACACCGGGAGGCGGAACCGGGAGUUCAACCUGCGCCACGACUGGAACUCCCUGCUGAGUGACAGGCCUGACCUGCUGUUCCAGCGAAUCAGCCGCGACCUGUACCCGCCGGCCGACGCCUACCCGCGCUACCUGUCCCUGUUCGCCGAGGAGCUGGGGCUGGAGGUGCGCUACGGCGUGGACGUGGGGAGGGUCCGGGCCGUCCAGACCCCCUCGGGCCGGAGGUACAUGCUGACGGACCGGAAGGGGACGGAGUACAGCUGCAGGGUGCUCCUGGUCUCCACGGGGCUGUGGGACCCCCAGAAGGUGGAGUUCCCGGGCUGGGACCUGACGGAGGGCUACGAGUCGGUGUCGGUGGACCCCGAGGACUUCGUGGACCAGGCGGUGCUGAUCCUGGGGAAGGGGAACUCGGCCUUCGAGACGGCCCAGAGCAUCCUGGGCCGGGCCAGCCGGGUGCACCUGUACAGCCCCAGCCCGGUGCGCCUGGCCUGGCAGACGCACUACGUAGGAGACCUCCGGGCGGUGAACAACGAGCUCCUGGACACCUACCAGCUCAAGUCCCUGGACGGGCUGGUGGAGGGCGGCCUGGAGGACAUCGCCAUCGUCCGUCGCCACGACGACCAGGGCCCGCACCCCUCCACGCCGCCGCCGCGCAGGAGGGGCCGCCGGGCAGGGGGGGCGGGGCCCCGGGAGACGGAGGGGGAGGAGAGGGGGGAGGGGAGGAAGGGGGGAGGAGGGCGGCUGUACCUGACGCUGGCCGAUCUCCUUGACAACCAGGACGUUAGGAACGGGUCGCGUGUCGCCGCCGCCAACCUUCCGGCGUAUCACUAUGACAACUUCUCCCUGCGGCAGCCGUACGACCGCGUCAUCACCUGCCUCGGCUUCACCUUCAACUUCUCCAUCUUCGACGGCUCGGCCCGACCCCCCAACAGUGAGGUCGCCCGGGGCCGCCUGCCGGCCGUGAGCCCCUGGUACGAGGGCCGGGGCACCCCGGGGCUGUUCGUCCUGGGGACCGCCGCCCACUCCCGGGACUACCGCUCCUCCGCCGGGGGCUUCAUCCACGGCUUCAGAUACACAGUGCGAGCCGUCCAUCGUGUGCUGGAGCAGCGCUACCAUGGCAACCGGUGGCCGUCGACGCCCCUGUCCGUCACCCAGCUGCACUCCUGGAUCCUGAGGCGGGUCAACGAGGCGUCGGGGCCCUACCAGAUGUUCGGGGUCCUGGGUGACGUGGUCCUGCUCCAGGGCUCCCAGUGUGAGUACCUGGAGGAGUUCCCGGUCCAGGCGCUGCCCCAGCUGCCCUCCCUGGCGGGGCACCCCGUCCCCCAGGGCGGGCUCCUGGUGCUGGUGAUGCAGUACGGGCUGAACCGCUCCGACUCCCUGGGCCCCGGCCGCUCCGAGUCCGAGUGGACCAAGGCCUGGAGGUCCAACUUCCUGCACCCCGUGCUGUACUACUACGACCGCCUGCCCACCGAGCGCGACAUGCGGCGCCGGCCCGCCGGUUGGCCGUUGCCGCGGCCCAAGGCGGUGCAUCACAUGAUCGAGGACUUCCUGACGGAGUGGGAUGGCCCCGUGUCACAUGGUCAGCCACUGCGACGCUUCCUGGAGCACUGCCUCCAGACGGACCUCAGGGCCUUCUACGCAGAGACCUGUUUCCUCCUGUCCCUGACCCAUCGGAGGCCCCCGCUGUUCUGCCAGCGGGGGUACCUGGAGCGGCAGGGCGUGGCCGGAGAGGCCCGGGCGUGGCGGCCCCCCAGGGACGAGGCCCCGCCCUUGGGGCACGACUCCGACUCGUCUGAGGCCGGCCCCUCGCUCCCGAGCUACCUGAGCCCCGCGGGAACCUCGGUCUCACUGGGCUCCAAGCUGGAGCUCUGACUGGCUACGCUAAUCGCUAAUACGCUAACCGCUAAGCUAACGGCCUGAAGUCUGGGGCCCCUCCCUCGCUCUUUACCUCGUUCACAACCAGACCUUUCACUUGACAAACCAAAAAGACAUGGUUGAUAUACCACUGGAGGGAAAACUAGGAGUAUGGUUAGUAGUAGAGGUGUUCCGCUCCCAGCCCAAGGGUCCUGGGUUCGAACCCCAAUGUCCGCGGUCUACUUGUACCUGCUCCUCGAUGAAAUGUGUCUCAAAUAAAUUCACUGUAACUAGCUUUGAAUGGAAGCAUCUGCUAAUGACUAUAUGGUAAAAAUAAAAUGUUUUUUUAAUGAGAUGGAAAGUAAGGGUACGUUUUUACAUCAAGGUGAACGUUUACAUUAUAUGAAAUCCUGUUAUGCAUUAUUCACUGUUUAUUUUUAUACUUUGUGUUAAGAUGACAUGUAAAAAACACAUUAAAACGAGAUUGUAUAC